Molecule: messenger RNA, 231 nt
Organism: Penicillium taxi
Lineage: Eukaryota; Fungi; Ascomycota; Eurotiomycetes; Eurotiales; Aspergillaceae
Product: hypervirulence associated TUDOR domain-containing protein
Exons: 3
Coding region: 1-231 (76 amino acids)
Source: RefSeq, a predicted model, not a curated record
AUGGCAAUCUACAAAGAAGGCGACCGAGUCAGCUACAAGCCUGUCGGAGGCCCCAACUCGAACACCAGUGCUAGCACCGGUAUCAUUCGUGGCGUCACCACUACACUAACCACACUGUCUGGCCGCAGUAUGACGGCUAUGGAGCAAGAGCCGCGCUACCAGAUCGAGAACGAUAAUACUAGUAAGAACUCUGUUGUCAAGGAGUGCAAUAUUCUUGGCCCUGCGGACUAA